AUGGCUUCAGGGAACUUGGGUCCAAGAAGCAACCAGAAAUUGGAAGGGCCUGCUUUGACCACUGCCUCUCCCAAUGGAAGGCAGCCACCGGAGCAACCUCCCCAGAUCGAGGACGCUUCCAGGCUGCGGUCUGGGGUCCCCCGCUCCGGUGGCCCUGGGUCUGGGACAGACGACACUGUCACCAUGAGCAAGAGGGAGCCAGAAGUCGUUGGACCUUCUGCGCCCCGUUCCUCGAGGCUCGGUAAUUAUGAAGUGGUGGAGGGAAAGGGGGGCCCGAGUGUGGAGGAACCAGAUGUGGAGGCGCCUGGCUCCUACAUGGGAAGGGAAGGGCGGGAGGCAGAGAGCAUCUCUCGGCACAGGGAGCCUGGAGUGCCAGGGAUGGCCUUGGAGAGGGACAGACUGCCAGGCCAGGAGGUGGUGACAUUCAAGGAUGUAGCUGUGGACUUCACCCAGGAGGAGUGGCGCCUCUUGUCCCCUGGUGAGAAGGAGCUGUACAAGGAGGUGAUGCUGGAGAAUGCCCAGAACCUGAUCUCUGUGGGGAUUCCAGCUGCCCCAGAAGACAUGAUCUCUUAUUUGGAGCAGAGGAAAGCCCUGUGGAUGCUGGAGCAAGAAGGCCUGAGGAGCUGCUGCCCAGAAGGAGAGAACAGACCCCAAAUCAAGGCGAAUCCCACAAAGGUGAAUUUUCCUGUGGAUGAAAUGGACUUACAAAGAUUCAUGAGUGAUGAUGCUGAUAACAUUGCUUUCAGAGAAUUCUGUGUUGCAUCUCAAAAUUCAAAUCAUAUUGAACAUAAAAGAAUUCACACUGAAGAAAUAUCUAGUAAAAGUAAUCAGCUCAGAAGGACUUUUAUGCAUAGGGCCAGUCUUGCGGGACAGCAAAGAAUUCAUCCUGGGAAGAAAUGUUAUGAAUGCAAGGAAUGUCAAAAGACAUUCACAUGUAACUCCAAACUUGCUGUACAUCAGAGAAUCCACACUGGGGAGAAACCUUAUGAAUGCAAGCAGUGUGGAAAGACAUUCAUAUAUAAAUACUCUCUUGCUUUACAUCAGAGAAUGCACAGUGGGGAGAAAUCUUAUGAAUGCAAGCAGUGUGGAAAGACAUUCAACCAUAGUUCUCAUCUUACUCGUCAUCAAAGAAUCCACACUGGGGAGAAACCUCAUGAAUGCAAGCAAUGUGGAAAGGGAUUUGCAUAUAAAUCCUAUCUUGCUAUACAUCAGAGAGUCCACACUGGGGAGAAACCUCACGAAUGCAAGCAAUGUGGAAAGACAUUCAGAUGUAACUCCAACCUUGCUGUACACCAGAGAAUCCACACUGGGGUGAAACCUUAUGAAUGCAAGCAAUGUGGAAAAUCAUUUGCAUAUAACUGGACUCUUGCUAUACAUCAAAGAGUCCACAGUGGAGAGAAACCUUAUAAAUGCAAGCAAUGUGGAAAGGCUUUUAGUCAUAACUCCUCUCUCUCUGUACAUCAAAGAAUCCAUACUAAUGAGAAGCAUUAUGAAUUAAAGAACUGUGGAAAGACAAUCACACAUAACUUUGAACUUGCUGUACAUCAGAGUCCACACUGGGGAGAAACCUUUUGAAUGCAAGCAGUGUGGAAAGACGUUCAACCAGAGUUCUUAUCUUGAUCAUCAUCAAAGAAUUCACACUGGUAACAAACCUUAUGAGUGCAAGCAGUGUGGAAAGACAUUCAUCCAGACUUCUCAUGUUGCUCGUCAAUUAACAUUCGGAAGAAUCCUUCAGAAUAAAAGUGUUUAUAAGGAAUUGAACACGAGGGGAUGCUGCAAAGGCUGAAGCAGGCAGAUUCCAGAAUUCUGGAGAAGCAACAGGACGGUUCUUAUAACAGAGAGUUAAGCAGGAAGUUGUGUUUGUCUAGUCUUCUAGUGUGGAUCUGGUGAACUAGCUGUUCUCUCUCUAAUGGCUUUCCUUGUGAUCCCCUUACUAACUACCUAUUUCUGUAUAUCUUUGUUGAUGCUGACUGAGACAUUCCUACAGAGCUGCUUGAGACACCUAAAGCCAUCUGUCAGUGAGACCUUCCCUUUUAGCCCUGUUCCUGCUUAUCUUUCAAACCUUACCACCUCUGUCACCAUAUAAGGGGAAUUUGGGUUACUGAAUUGUAUUUUAUUUUAGAAACUGGAACUCUUAGAGAGGUAAUGGACAGUACAGAUACCAUCUCUCUGAAUCUACCAAUUUGAUUGUAUUCGAGGUUUGUAUAUAUUCUUUAUAUAGAUCAUCAGAAUUCUCUUCCCUUCCUUCCCCAAUUUUCAAUAAAUCUGUUUCAAUAGUAUUUGGUAUCAUGUAAGCUUUAUCCUGUUCACCUUCCCUGACCCUGUGUCCAUCUGAUACUAGUUCUAAACAGUCAUUCCUUGACCUACUAAUAUCCCAUUACCGUCAGGUAUCUUUCUUGAAACACUUAUUUUAGCCAUAUACAGUUAUUUUACAAGCUAUGUUAAAAGAUGUUCACCUGCUUCGCCAGUCUUGAUAUUAUGUGAAGGAAAUUUAACCUAUCACCUUUCUGUUGAAGCAUACCAAGCAUGAGCUUAAACUUGACUCAGUGGUGAGGAUUGCAAGAUGGAAUUCAUUGAGUGAGGUUAGGAUGGCAGGCUGAAAAAGGCAACAAUAGAGUCAAAAUCAUGAGACAAGGGCAGGGUGAUGUCUUCUGCUUUGCUUACUUGGACUACCCCUCUGGGCAGACCAGGCAAAAUAGAAAGCUACAGAGGACACCUGAGAUGUGAUUUGUGAAUUAGUGCACAGAGAGAAGUUUUGAUAAACUGAAGCUAAAGUAGAUAACGAAGUUCAUCUCUUUCAGUUGUUGCUGUCUGAACUUCCCUGUGAGCAUGGCUAGGGCACCCUAAUGGUGGCCACAGAAUAUCAAGCUAAUUGGAGUAAUGAUGAAAGUAUAUUUCUCCUAUGAAUUCAUGACCAAAUAAGAAAUAGAUAACAUUAUUAGGGAUAAAAUAGGAAAUUGUUGUUAUAUUAAAUUCUCAAAGGUGUGUACAAACAAAGCGAAUACAAUCAAAGUUACAAGUGGAAACAGGAAGUCAUCAUUGCUUUACAACAAAAUUUCUAACUAAAUACUUUAGUUUUUAAAAAGUAACCUUGUUCUCAAAUGCCUUAAUUCAUAAAUUCAUGGCAUCUAGAUCUAAAGAGGAGUUAAUUUACUAAGGACAUAAUGUCUUUGCUCAAUAGAAAUCACUUCUAAAUAGUAUCAUUUUCUACAUAAUGUUUUCCCAAAAUUCCUACAAAGCAAAAAUUAAAAGUCAAAGUUAUAUUUGAGAUUUCAAAUAUGAAAUAAAAUUAUCGCUAUUCCAA
Molecule: messenger RNA, 3304 nt
Organism: Monodelphis domestica (gray short-tailed opossum)
Lineage: Eukaryota; Metazoa; Chordata; Mammalia; Didelphimorphia; Didelphidae
Biological process (GO): regulation of DNA-templated transcription
Molecular function (GO): RNA polymerase II cis-regulatory region sequence-specific DNA binding; DNA-binding transcription factor activity, RNA polymerase II-specific
Source: RefSeq, a predicted model, not a curated record